Messenger RNA from Aphidius gifuensis, 918 nucleotides. RefSeq names its product motile sperm domain-containing protein 2-like. The transcript is spliced from 5 exons. NCBI's taxonomy places the organism in Eukaryota, Metazoa, Arthropoda, Insecta, Hymenoptera, Braconidae. Bases 1 to 918 code for a protein of 305 amino acids. The record is from RefSeq and is a predicted model, not a curated record.
AUGGAGCAGCAAAUCAUCGAGUUGAGGCAGAAAUUUUUUAAAAAACUGGAAAAAGAAAGUCCAUCUGAUGAAAGUUUUCAUCGAGAUGAUAUAACGAGAAUAAAAACAAGAGAUGAUUGGUUAAAACGUUUUAUCGAACACAACGACGGCAAUGUCCAGGAGUCAUUAUCAAUGUUAUGGUCCACAUGUAAAUGGCGACAAGAAGUCAAUGCAAAUGAAUUAAACGAAGAUAAUGUUAAUCGUGAUUAUUUAGAAAGUGGUUUUUUUUAUUCAUAUGGAAAGGAUAACGAUGGAAAAGCAUUAUUUAUACUUCAAUCAAAAUUACAUACUGAGGAUUCACAUGAUUUAGAUGAAUUAAAAAAAUGUAUCAUUUAUUGGUUUGAACGUCUCGAAAGAGAAGGAAAUGAUCAGAUAUCUGUAUUUUUUGAUAUGUGUGAUUCUGAUAUAUCAAACUUUGAUGUGGAUUUUACAAGAUUUCUUGUUGAAUUAUUCGAUUUUUAUUAUCCAAAUUUUUUACAUUAUUAUAUUCUACUUGAAAUGCCAUGGAUACUAAAUGCAACAUUGAACUUCAUUAAAUUAUUCCUUCCACGAAAAAUAAAAUCAAAAAUAAAACAAGUUACCAAAAAAAAUCUUGUAAACUUUAUCGAUUCAAGUAUUGCAUUAAAAAGUUGGGGUGGUACAAAUGAUUAUGUAUUUCAUUUUGAGCCAGAAAUAAAAAACAUGAUAAAUGGUAUUAAUGGAAAAUUAGAAAAUGAAAAAGUACAUUUUACUGAAGAUACAAUUGUUGAUAGAUCACCUGAUAAAUCAAUACCUAGAAUUGGAUUAUUCAUCAGAAAAAAACAGGAAAUUAUUGGUAAACUUUUGUUGGAGAACCAGACAACUGAUAAGUAUUCAUUGUACAAAAAAAAAAAUCUAUAA